Molecule: messenger RNA, 2738 nt
Organism: Spinacia oleracea (spinach)
Lineage: Eukaryota; Viridiplantae; Streptophyta; Magnoliopsida; Caryophyllales; Amaranthaceae
Product: subtilisin-like protease SBT5.4
Exons: 11
Coding region: 151-2652 (833 amino acids)
Biological process (GO): proteolysis
Molecular function (GO): serine-type endopeptidase activity
Source: RefSeq, a predicted model, not a curated record
ACAAAUGGUAAUUAGUUAAGGAAAUUAGUGUUUUAAUUUAUUGAUAAUGGAAAAAAGAAAAACCUCAAAAAUCAAAAAUUUUAAAUGAUAAUUUGGGAAAGAAGAAGAAGAGAUAAAAGAAGCAAAUGAAACAAGGAGAGACACAAUUCAAUGGAGAAUUCGAUCAUUUUACAUUGUCUCUUAUCGAUUCUUCUUAUACCGCUAUUACAAGCACCCGUUGUUGCGGUUCAUAAGCAUUAUAUCGUUUAUUUAGGAUCGUUCGAUGGGGGAGAUCCCAUGCUAGAUGAUCCCAAAAAUGUAACAAGAUCUCACCACGACAUGAUUUCCUCCGUGUCAAAGAGGAACGUCGAUUCUCACGACCUUUCGAAAAAGCUAAUUUAUUCUUACACAAAAAUAUUUAACGCUUUUGCUGCAACUUUGCAAGAGGAGGAGGUUGCGGAACUUGCAAAGCAUCCUAAUGUUAUAUCGAUUUUUGAAAAUCGCGAUGUUAGACGACAAACAACUCAAUCAUGGGAGUUCUUGGGAUCAUUUCAACAUCAAGUUAUCCCUACUAAAGAAUCCAUUUGGGAGAAGGCAAACUUUGGAGAAGACAUGAUUAUAGCAGGAAUUGAUACUGGUGUUUGGCCUGAAUCUAGGAGCUUCUCGGAUGAAGGCCUUAGUGAUUGUAUUCCCAAAAGGUUUAAAGGUGGAUGUUCAAACAAAAAUGACCCAACAUUCAAAUGCAACAGAAAGCUUAUUGGAGCAAGAUACUUCAACAAAGGGUUUGUGGAAGUUCUAACAGCAAACAACUUAACCUUCCAAACUGUGGCGAGCCCUCGUGACAUGGGUGGGCACGGAACGCACACAUUAUCAACCGCCGGUGGAAGUGUUGUCUCGGCACCAGAGGCAAUCUCCAUAACUCAGUUAGGGCUACAAAAUAGCACGGUAAAAGGUGGUGCACCAAAGGCAAGAGUGGUUUCAUAUAAGGUGUUAUGGCCAGAAGCCAUUCCAAAAUUUAGCAAUAUGGGGGAAGGAAAUUUCAUGGAUUGCUUGGCAGCCAUUGAAGCUGCUAUUAUUGAUGGUGUAGAUAUUAUCAAUUUAUCUUUAGGGUUCCUCAUCCAGGAUUCCAUGAAAGGUGGAGAUUUCUAUUUUCAUGAUGCUUUCUCUAUUGCGUCUUUCCAUGCUAUGGCUAACGGCAUCCUGGUGGUUGCCGGGUCCGGAAACGAUGGACCGGCCCCUGGCACCGUAAACCAUGUUGCCCCUUGGAUGCUCACCGUUGGUGCUAGUACUAUUGGGAGAGAGUUUGCAUGCGAUAUCUUAUUAGGCAACCAACAAAAGAUCAGGGCUGCUCGGUUUUUGAAUGGCAAUAAUGACAAUAAAAGCAUAAGUGAUACUUCAUUUUACCCUCUAAUUACCGGUGGAAAUGCCCAUAUCAAUGCUAGUGACUUGACCAGAGCAUCACACUGCAAACCUGGAUCUCUCGAUCCAUUGAAGGCGAAGGGUAAGAUUCUAGUUUGCCUCCUAGAUGAGUGUAGCAACUUAGCAGCACAAAAUGACAUGGGCAAAGAGGCAAUGGCAGCUGGAGCUCUGGGCCUCAUCAUAGCAGACCAUGUUGCUGGAUCUAAACUGCCCUUUGACUUGAUGCAUCCACUCCCUACCGCACACAUUAACUACAAAGACCGUAAAACCAUUCUUUCUUACUUCCACUCUACAAGGGAUCCGAUUGCAUUGAUGACUAAAGCAAGAACAGAGAUGGGGAUAAAACCCGCUCCGUAUAUUCCCUUCUUCUCAUCCAGGGGUCCCAAUAAAAUCACCCCCGAGAUUCUUAAGCCUGAUGUAAUAGCUCCGGGAGUAAGUAUCAUGGCUGCAUAUACAGAAGCUAAAACCGUUCCCCUGCCUGAUAAAUUUCUACCACUGUCCGGGACAUCUAUGUCGACUCCUCAUAUCGUCGGUAUUGCUGCUCUUCUAAUAAAAAUACAUCCUCACUGGAGCACCUCCGCCAUCAAAUCCGCAAUCAUGACUACAGCAAGCUCAGUAGACAGCAAUGGGAAGCCAUUCCUUGUCGAUGACAUGGUGCACGAAGCUACACCAUUUGAUUAUGGUACCGGGCUCGUACAACCCAACCUAGCCAUGGACCCUGGGCUAGUUUACGAUAUGAAUCACUAUGAUCACCUUGCAUUUCUCUGUGCACACCAUUACAACACUACAAUGCUCAAAGUCUUCACCAAAAAACACAACUACAAGUGUCCCGAAUCGUUCAAUCUCUUGGAUUUCAAUUACCCCUCCAUCACUAUUCCCGAGUUUUCCGGCGCAGCAACUGCUACGCGGAAGCUGAAAAACGUUGGAGAUCCGGGCGCCUACACUGCGCGCAUAGAAGCGCCACACGGGAUCUCGGUUGUAGUGGAACCUAAUACCCUGGUGUUCUCUGAAAAAGGUCAAGAGAAAAUGUUUAAACUUAUCUUUUCCGGCGAUGCCCAUCAUCUUCCGACGAAUUAUACUUUCGGGAGUUUGGUGUGGUCAGAUGGGAAGCACAUUGUAAGAAGCCCUAUUGUAUUGAAGGGCAAAGCUUGUGUUGAAAAAACACCAAGUAAUGGUCAUCAUCAGAGUGGAAAUAAUGUUAAGAGGCUAACACAGAACAAUGAUCAGGGUGAAAGUGACAUUUCCCAUAACUAGUUAUUGGUUCGGGUGAUGUAUGAGAUCAUUGUAUGAAAUAUGAAAUAUAAAAUAUGAAAUAUGAAAUUAAGUACUUUUUGAAUUAA